This is a messenger RNA of Xylona heveae TC161, 3445 nucleotides long. RefSeq lists its product as hypothetical. Bases 427 to 3378 code for a protein of 983 amino acids. The record is from RefSeq and is a predicted model, not a curated record. The transcript has a single exon. NCBI's taxonomy places the organism in Eukaryota, Fungi, Ascomycota, Xylonomycetes, Xylonales, Xylonaceae.
AUUGGUCGUUCCUCCCCCAGAUUCUAUCGUCAGCCACAACAUCAUCAUCGAUACAGGUCGUGUUGCUACUGAAAAUGGACGACUCAAGAGAUCAACAGAGGAGAGGCGCGUCGGAUACACCGGAUCAUGUCUACUCUGGGUUCUUCGUCCUCAACUCAACUGCUUUCCAACUUGAUUCCGCCACAAUCAUCUUUCUACCGUUUGCCACACUUCCACAACUUUCUUACCCGUAUCCCACCAAGAUCCCUUGGAAUAUUCCCCUGAGGUUGAUCAAAUUCCUUGUCACAAAGUUAGGCAAAUCACUGGAGAGUUGACGUCACUUUUUACUGGCUCUACCUAGGUAGUCUCUUCGAAAGAAACACCUCAUCCAUUUGGGACGCGUAGAUUGACCCUGCGCUUCAUAUGCGGGGCUCGAUCGAGUCGCAAAUGUCGUCGAAUCUCUGCUGCCCUGCGCAGUACGGCGCCACAUCGAACGCGCCUCUUUUCAAGUCCACAAAUUCCCCGCAUGUGCGCUAUAUGGACGAAUAUGUCUACGCUUCUAGUAGAAAUCAUGGAGGCGAAUCAAAAAAGCAGUCGUCCCGAUCGGCUGCUCAACUUUCUCAGUUCAGAGGAUUUCGCGCCCACUCUAUGCGUGGUCAGGCCGGAAAGGCGUACACGGACAGGCUUCGACAGCUACCGCGAAAGAACCUAGGAUUUACAGGAAUGUUACGUCGUAUCAAAUACAAGCUCAGCGGCGAUUCCAAAAAAAUCUCCGGUCUCGUUAGGAAAACAUCUCAGGCAUUUCGUGAAAAAUGUCAAGAUUUAGACUUGCGAAAAUACAGCACGGCAUCAAGAGCACCAGCCAGCAUGUCGCAUGAAGGAUCUCUUUACAUGCGCCAAGGUGAAGAAAAGUUCCCCUUCGACGCCGAUGCAAAAUACGUUGGGAUGCAGCAGUCUGACGAAUACAUUGUUCCAUCUCGAUCGUACAACCCAGAAUUGCCUGACAUAUUGUAUGAAGCUGCACCAGUUAAGGUACCUCGCCAUCGGAAGAGUACUAUUCAAUGGAGAAGGCAAGAUGCCCGGCCCACAAAAAGAUCCAGCCAGUCUAGUUCCUUUCAUGGGAAGUUGCCUCAUACCCCUGAUCGCCAGCGCUUUUCGGAAGAGCAACCGGCAAUUCGAACGAUCAUCGUCAAUGGUCGAGUAGCUGAUAUGUCAUUGGGUUAUGUGCGAUAUCAUGAUGAAUUGACGGAAAGCGAACUCAACCAAAUUCGCCCCUUUAUUGAGAAGAAGCAUGAUUCUAACCCAGUCAUCUCGAGUAUGGAAGACGAACACAAUCCGUGGAGACAACGAGGUGCUUCAGAUAGCACGUCUCAUUCCAGGGCUAUGCCUGCGCCGCCCGUUUUACGCCCGCACCAUUUACCGAGCUUGUCAAUGACCGCCGAUCAGAAAGCAUGGCGCCUGUCGGAGGGUUCUCGUACGACAUCGGACAACACAAAGCGUGAUAGUCGUACUUCAAGUGGUCACUACCAUACUCAUUCGAGAACGAAAUCUGAAGGACAGUGCCAGAGAACAAUUCGUGAAGUACAACCACCUGCAGUCUCAAGUCGUCUUUCGAGUAACCACACUUUCAAUGACAACAGCGCUAGAUCUAUUAAUCUCAUCAGACCUGAAACUGACGUUAUGCACCAUGCCAAACGCUCGACCAACGGGGAAACAAGUCAUAUCAGCCAAUCAAUUGAAUCUAAAAAUGAGGAUGCAGAGUCUGCCAGCCAGCAGUCGCUUCACCUGUAUAACAUGCGCAUUUCCCAAAGACUUGCAUCCCAGACAUCCCUUGUCUCCAUGCUUGGUUCACAGGAGAUGCGAAACUGUGGUCCUGCAGGGCCAAAUCGGAGCAACCGUGGCAACAAAAUGUCUAAUGGCGCGCACCAUUACUCUAUGUUGCGGGACUCAGACCCCGAAGGGAAAUCUACCUCCAGCUCUAGGAAAGUUUCCACAACAGCGCCUUCAUCGUUCGCUAUCUGGGACGACCAAUCCAACCCGGCAACAACAAGCUUGGCCACUGGAUAUUUGAAGGAGGACGUAACCCGGAAAGAAAAUGCUUUCACCGAGGGUUUAGAUGUCAACAACAAAGAACGAGCAACAGCUGGGAAGCCGACAGCUCGGAGAAGAGGCAAGGAUCGUAGCACCGACUCGACUAUUUCGGAUGCCGCGCUGCAAUUAUUGGACAAUUUGGACACAAAGCGUCGGCAGCCAAAUCAAAGGUCAUCUAAACGGUCCGAUGGCGGUCUUGUAACAAAAGGAGAUGUUUUUUCCCUUGAUGGGGGUCAUGAUGAAGCUUCUCUUUUAUGGGAACGAGCCUUGUUGGCCCACGCUUCUCGGCAAGAUUCUCAACCAGGUAAACCCAAGCGACUGGGAGCCUCAACUGAUUUCGGAAACAGUUCGAAGACAGCCACAUUGGAAACGAGCAAUCAGGUGAAGCACUAUCCUUACCAUAGAUAUAAUGAACAAGCAGGCAACAGUCAGAUAUCCGACAGGAAUGUUUCUAAAGCACGUCAAUAUUCGGAAUCCAAGGGCGAACAACUUCAGCCACCACGAUACCCGAGCGAGCAAUCUUCCAGGCCUGAUGCAGCUAAUUCCCAUAGUGCUUGGAGUAGAUUCCCUUCUCAUACCAAGCCCGAGCGUUCUGCCACUGCAGGCGCAACUGAUCGUGUCAUGGGUCGCGACUUUGCAGCCCGGCCUUCGUGUGAUAUCUCUGGACUAAGCCCCGAAAAUAGCGAACAUUGCACCCAAAAUCAAGCACACAAAAAGACUCGCAGUAUGACAUUUGGAAAGAACAUCCUCAAAAACUGGGGCAAGCUAUAUAAGACUCGCAGUACUGACCUGAGACGAUCUGAAGCAGGGCAUCGGUCCUCGAUUGCCGUUGGCGGACUUUUGGAGUACCCAGAACUCGAGCUCCUACCACCAUCUUUGCCUACCACCGUCGAAAAUGUAUCUUCCCGAAUCCAAGCUCCCUCCAACGCCAUACAUGAGGAGUCUUCUUCUUUCGAUGGUCAUGCGUCCUCAACCGAUGGAUCGCUCGCGAGACCAGAAAAGGUUGCUCAGGCAAGGCUCAGCGCCGAAGCGUGGGCUGACAUGUAUCAGCGCCAUCUCCCUCGAUUUCCCAGAGGAUCUUCACAGAGCUCCUCUACAAGUGUCAGUUCUGAAGCAAGCUAUAAACAAAAGCUAACUCAAGAGGAAUUGAAUUUCUUAAGUUAUCCUCCCACUCGCUCUAUUGCGACAGAGCAAGGAUCACCGAAAACACCAUGGCAAUUCCAGCAGGAACGACUCGAUGCCUUGCGAAACCUUGAGCGGCAAAGAGCAUUGAAGUAUGUGGAGGAGACUUUAAACGGCCGACGCUAACUUUGUCUGCAUGGACCAUGAGGCCGGAUUGGGCUCGUUCAUAACUCCUUUAUCUCCAAUGGUGCCG